Messenger RNA from Tupaia belangeri chinensis (Chinese tree shrew), 913 nucleotides. It is a transcript of the gene APIP, whose product is annotated as APAF1 interacting protein. Bases 177 to 701 code for a protein of 174 amino acids. Gene Ontology annotation, cellular component: cytoplasm. Lineage: Eukaryota; Metazoa; Chordata; Mammalia; Scandentia; Tupaiidae. Gene Ontology annotation, molecular function: metal ion binding; methylthioribulose 1-phosphate dehydratase activity. The record is from RefSeq and is a predicted model, not a curated record. The transcript has 6 exons.
GUUUUCUCUUUUUUAAGGACAAAGAACAUCCAAGAUUCCUGAUCCCAGAACUGUGCAGGCAGUUUUACCACUUGGGCUGGGUCACUGGGACCGGAGGAGGAGUCAGCCUGAAGCACGGCAAUGAAAUCUACAUCGCUCCUUCCGGAGUGCAAAAGGAACGCAUCCAGCCAGAAGACAUGUUUGUGUGUGACAUGAGCGAGCAGGACAUCAGCGGACCCCCGCCAUCUAAGAUGCUCAGGAAAAGCCAGUGCACCCCCCUCUUCAUGAAUGCCUACACCAUGCGAGGAGCAGGCGCCGUGAUCCACACCCACUCGAAAGCCGCCGUCUUGGCCACCCUCCUCUUUCCGGGACGGGAGUUUAAAAUUACACAUCAGGAGAUGAUCAAAGGCAUCAGGAAGUGCACCUCCGGAGGCUGCUACAGUUUGUCUUCCAGGUAUGACGACAUGUUAGUGGUCCCCAUCAUCGAGAACACACCCGAGGAGAGGGACCUCAAGGAGCGGAUGGCCCGGGCCAUGGCCGCGUACCCCGACUCCUGCGCUGUGCUCGUCAGGCGCCACGGGGUGUACGUGUGGGGCGAGACCUGGGAGACGGCGAAGGCCAUGUGUGAGUGUUACGACUACCUGUUCGACAUCGCCGUGUCCAUGAAGAAGCUGGGUCUUGAUCCUGCACAGCCCCCGGUCGGAGAAUGUGGGAUCGAAUGAGCCGGAUGGGAGCCCGGUUACGGAGUGGCAGAGCCGAGGCUCAUGGCAUAAAUGGAACUAUUUUUGUAUCGACUGAAAUUGACCAUGUACGCCAUUGAUUUUCCACUGAAUUCUGCAGAUGGUCACCCUCGGCCUCUUCUGAUAAGGAUGAUGUUUGCUUAUCUUCUUGUAAUUGUAUGUGACAAGGCAGUAAAAUCAAAAUGUUAAUACUC